AUGACGUCACGAAAAAUUGCACAACGUUUCGUUGCCCAGGAACGGCCUGAGGGAGUGGGAGCCACUGUUCGACGGGCUAUUGGAGUUCGAAAGGCCCGCAACUUCUCUCCCUUUGUUCUGUUAGACCAUUUCAACGUCCCCAAGACGGCGGGGUUUCCCGACCAUCCUCAUCGAGGUCAGGAAACCAUCACGUACAUUCUCAAGGGCAAAAUGGCCCAUGAGGACUUUACUGGCGCCCAGGGAGCCCUGUUGCCUGGAGACCUGCAGUUCAUGACGGCGGGAAGAGGAGUAAUGCAUGCUGAGAUGCCACAGGAAGAUAACACCCAGGGCAUCCAGUUGUGGGUGGAUCUCCCUGAGAAACUCAAGGACGUGGAGCCUCGAUACCGAGACCUCAAGGCCAAAGAUAUUCCUGUUGGCAAACGAGACGAUGGAGUUCUGGUCAAGGUGAUCAGUGGAAGGGCUCUGGGAGUCGAUUCUGUCAAGGACCUGGCAUACACCCCCGUCUGGUACCUCGACUAUUACACAAACAGGUCGCUCUAUGGAGGCAACAAAAUUGUGCAGGACAUUCCCCAAGGCUUCAAUGCACUGUUGUACGUGCUGAAGGGGACCGCCGAGGUCCAGGGGGAGAAGGUUGAUACCAACGAGGUUGUCUUUUUCGAGCCUGAAGGAGAAAACGUGGAAUUCACUCCCUCUACCGAAUCUGAUUCGCAGAUUAUCGUUGUCGCGGGUCAGAUUCUGGACCAGGAUAUUGUCCAGAGAGGUCCUUUCGUGUCUGUGAACGAUCGAGACUCGUAUCAGGCCAUACUGGACUUUAAAGAAGGCAAGAACGGAUUCGAGAGAGCUGUUGGCUGGUCCAGUGAGAUUGGAAAGCCCAUGACUGAGCCCGAAAAGAUUCUUCCUGAAACGGGACCCGCCCAGAAAUACGAACUUGGAUUGCCUCUUGUGCUAGUCGCUGGACUCUUUGUCUUCUUUAUCUGGAGGCUGGUCAAGCGCGAGAAGCAGAAGCAGACCUAG
Messenger RNA from Yarrowia lipolytica CLIB122, 1014 nucleotides. RefSeq lists its product as uncharacterized. NCBI's taxonomy places the organism in Eukaryota, Fungi, Ascomycota, Dipodascomycetes, Dipodascales. The record is from RefSeq and is a predicted model, not a curated record.